AUGCAAGCUGCCGCGGUGCCGCCCGCCAACGGCGCCACUCCCGUGCCCGUGGCGGCCAUUGACGUCCCCGUGCUGCCAUCCCCUCCGCCGGACAACAGCCACAAUGGAGUGCAGCUGGUCGACGGCCCAGUGCCAGAGCAGCUGCGCCUGAAGCAGGUCGUGGCUCCCUCACCACCCAAAACGCAGCCUGCCCAAGCACCGACGAUUUUCGUCGCCCGCCCGCUGCCGCGCGUGCUGCUGCUGCACUGCGGCGGCACCAUGGGCAUGGAUGCGCAGGAGAGCUUCAAGCAAGACGUGGAGGCAAGUCGCGGGCGCCUGUUGGAUGCGGGAAAAACCGGCACCUGA
Molecule: messenger RNA, 345 nt
Organism: Chlorella variabilis
Lineage: Eukaryota; Viridiplantae; Chlorophyta; Trebouxiophyceae; Chlorellales; Chlorellaceae
Exons: 2
Coding region: 1-345 (114 amino acids)
Source: RefSeq, a predicted model, not a curated record